Messenger RNA from Xenopus laevis (African clawed frog), 5219 nucleotides. RefSeq names its product ABL proto-oncogene 1, non-receptor tyrosine kinase L homeolog (gene abl1.L). The record is from RefSeq and is a predicted model, not a curated record. Lineage: Eukaryota; Metazoa; Chordata; Amphibia; Anura; Pipidae. The transcript is spliced from 11 exons. Bases 761 to 4108 code for a protein of 1115 amino acids.
GAUACUGAUUCCCUGUUACUUUGGUUCUGGGGAGAGACUACGCAGGCGCGGGGCGGAAGUGACGACACGUACGUCACUGCGUCUCCCAGGGCAGCAGGAGCGGCGGCCAGGGUGUAUCAUGGCGGAGGAUAGGUUUGGAUCUCCUGGCCGCUAAGUGUGCGGGGACCCGCUCCGUCCUGUCCCCUCCGCUGGGCUGUACAUGCGAGGCCGGAGCGGGGGGAAUAGAGAGGAAGUAGCGCUACUGUCGCUUCCUUUCAGCUUCUUGUCUUUCCUGAACUUCUUAAAGGAGCCACUUCCCUGUUGUUGUGGGCUGUCUGUGGCUUCUGCUUUGGGUGAUGACCAAGGAAGGGAAGGCAGGACUUAGUGACACUAAACUCCUUCAAUUUACCUGCAGCUCAAUUGUUAAUACUGUCCCUUCAUCCCAAGAGCUGACACUCACAAUAUCUACAUUUUAUAGCUGUAACAAUUUCCCCUUGAAUCCCAGUUGCGACUCAUGAAUCCUGCACCUGCUUGUUCUGACUGUGACACCGCUCCAGUGACUUCUACGUCUGCUUAGAAACCCUCUGUGGCUGCACCGCUGCUUCCGGCUACCAAAGAGACUUCUCUGCUAAAUGACAGCUUCUUCCUUCCCUUUUGUCCCCUCUAAACCCUGCUGCAUCGCUGUGGACUCGUAGGCAACCGUUUAGGCAACUUGGCCACCUCCUCCUCCGCUGAUCUAGAAAUAUAUCGAUUUUUAUUUGCCAAGUGUCCUGUUCAUCCUAUGGGGCAGCAGCCUGGGAAAGUGCUCGGGGAGCAGAGGAGGCCGAGCCUGCCGGUCUUACCCUUCAUUAAAGGAGGAGGCAAGAAGGAUUCAGCCAAACAUGCCGGACCCCACUGUAACGUCUUUGUGGAGCAUGAAGCCUUGCAGAGACCCACGGUUUCCGACAUCGAGCCUCAAGGUCUGAGCGAAGCUGCUCGUUGGAAUUCCAAGGAGAAUCUUCUGUCUGGGCCAAGUGAAAAUGACCCCAACCUCUUUGUUGCACUGUAUGACUUUGUGGCCAGUGGAGACAACACUCUCAGCAUCACCAAAGGUGAGAAGCUGCGAGUGUUGGGCUACAAUCACAAUGGAGAGUGGUGUGAGGCCCAAACCAAAAAUGGCCAAGGUUGGGUUCCCAGCAACUACAUCACACCAGUGAACAGCCCCGAGAAACAUUCCUGGUACCAUGGACCCGUGUCUCGCAACGCUGCUGAAUACCUGCUCAGUAGUGGGAUUAAUGGCAGCUUCUUGGUGCGGGAAAGUGAGAGCAGCCCAGGCCAGAGAUCCAUUUCCUUACGAUACGAGGGCAGAGUGUACCACUAUAGGAUCAAUACUGCGUCUGAUGGCAAGCUCUACGUGUCAUCUGACAGCCGCUUUAACACCCUCGCUGAACUGGUCCACCACCACUCCACCGUGUCCGACGGACUCAUCACCACGCUCCACUACCCCGCCCCCAAACGCAAUAAACCCACUAUUUACGGGGUGUCGCCCAACUACGACAAAUGGGAGAUCGAGAGGACGGACAUCACCAUGAAGCACAAGCUGGGCGGCGGCCAGUACGGAGAGGUGUACGAAGGGGUGUGGAAGAAGUACAACUUAACCGUGGCUGUAAAGACUUUGAAGGAAGACACAAUGGAGGUGGAAGAAUUUCUAAAAGAGGCUGCUGUAAUGAAAGAAGUCAAACACCCAAACCUGGUGCAACUGCUUGGUGUGUGCACACGGGAGCCCCCGUUUUACAUCAUCACAGAGUUCAUGACGUACGGGAACCUGCUGGAUUACCUGCGAGACUGCAACAGGCAAGAAGUGACGGCUGUGGUACUGCUGCACAUGGCCACUCAGAUCUCCUCCGCCAUGGAAUAUUUAGAGAAGAAAAACUUCAUCCAUAGGGACCUUGCAGCCAGGAACUGCCUCGUAGGGGAAAACCACUUGGUGAAAGUAGCCGAUUUUGGCCUAAGCCGACUGAUGACUGGAGACACAUACACUGCCCACGCGGGUGCCAAGUUCCCCAUCAAGUGGACCGCUCCGGAGAGCCUGGCUUACAAUAAGUUCUCCAUUAAGUCUGACGUGUGGGCUUUUGGUGUGCUGCUGUGGGAAAUUGCUACCUACGGCAUGUCCCCAUAUCCUGGCAUUGAUCUCUCCCAAGUGUACGAGCUGCUGGAGAAGGAUUACCGAAUGGAACGUCCUGAAGGCUGCCCAGAGAAAGUCUAUGAACUCAUGAGAGCAUGCUGGCAGUGGAAUCCAUUGGACAGGCCGUCCUUUGCUGAAAUCCAUCAAGCAUUCGAAACCAUGUUCCAAGAGUCGAGCAUAUCUGACGAGGUGGAGAAGGAACUGGGAAAGAAAGGCUUAAAAGUGACUGUGAGCAACCUCCUCCAGGCCCCAGAGCUGCCAACAAAAACAAGGACAACCAGGAGAGUGCCGGAGAGCAAGGACGAGAACGCUGAUAUCGCCAGCAUCAGAGCUGCCGGCGAGCUGGAUGCUUUUGAGCCUGAAUCAGCCGUGUCUCCCCUUCUGCCUCGGAAGGAGAAAGGAGCAGGUGAUGGGGGUCUUCCUGAUGAUGACCGUCUGCUGGUUAAGGACAAGAAAACCAACCUCUUUUUUAGCACCCUGAUCAAAAGGAAGAAGAAGACCGCUCCUACUCCUCCCAAGCGCAGCAGCUCUUUUCGAGACAUGGAAGGGCACUCUGAAAGAAGAUGUACCGAAGGGGAAGGCAAGGAGGCCAACAAUGGGGGAGAUCUGCUAGAUGCAUUUAAAUUUUCAACCAAUGGCACAGCUCUCAGUAAUGGUUCCAUCCAGGGAAGCAUCGGGUUUUUGUCAUCGCAGUGGAAGAAAUCAAGUGCAAUGAUUGGGCGGCAAACGUCUGCCGGCGACGAGGAGGCAAUAUGCAGCACAGGCAAGCGUUUUUUGAGAUCGUGCUCGGCCUCCUGCAUGCCUCACGGUGCUAAGGACACGGAGUGGAAAUCUGUCACCCUGCCCAGGGAAAUGACAUCGUCUCGGUGCUUGCUGGACACGCCCGGUUCCGACAGUCUAAAGAAAGCAGAGAAACCAGCACUGCCCCGUAAGAGAGGGAACGAGAGCAAACCUGAGGGAACUCGAGGCACAGUCACUCCUCCUCCUCGCCUGCCCAAAAAGUGUGAAGACCCCAUCGAUGAAGUGUUUAAGGAUGCUGACCCCAGCCCAAACUCCAGUCCACCUAGCCUGACACCCAAACUGCCACGUAGAAAGCAAGCCGGGCCUGCUGGUGCCCCCUUACAGAAAGAGGAGGCAAGUAACAUCAGGCUUGGCUCUGACACUGGACCCUCCACCAAACAGACCUCAUUAGCUGGAAAAUCCGAAGCAGAACUUCGACUCAGGAGACCCAAAACAUCUGAACCUGUCUCCAGGGACAAAGUGAAAGUAUUAAAAGUGAAACCGUCUCCACCUCUGCCUCUUUCCUGCAUUGGUUCCUCAUCUUCCACCUCGUCCAACCUGGGGAAAGCUUCAAAGCCACCCUCCCAAAGUCCCAGUCAUGAUACCAGUCCGAGCGAGCCAAAGCACAAGCCAACAAGCCAGACCGAUGAACUUUCCAAAACUCCCCCUCCUGUGCCAGACAGUUCAAAGAAGCCACUGCUCCUCUCCAGCUCCAAGCCCCAGGUCACUGGAAAGCUUUCUGGUGGCGACCAAUCACAACAGCCGGCUCCAUCUUCAUAUUCCUCCACUGCAUUUGUUCCCCUUAUCUCCACCCGAGUCUCCUUACGCAAGACUCGCCAACCGCCCGAGAAACACAGCAGCCCUGUCACCAAGGAGACUGUAUUGGCUAGCACCGAAUGCCUGAAGGCGGCCAUUACCCGUAACUCUGAGCAAAUGGCCAGCCAUAGCUCAGUGCUGGAGGCCGCCAAGAACCUGCACGCUUUCUGCACCAGCUACGUAGACUCAAUUCAACAAAUGAGGAACAAGUUUGCUUUCCGGGAAGCCAUCAGCAAACUUGAGAACAGUCUGCGGGACCUACAAAUUUGCCCCGCCCCCGCCGCAGCAGGGGGUGGAGCUGCCACAUCUCAGGACUUCAGCAAGCUGCUUACCUCUGUGAAAGAGAUCAGCGACGUGGUGCAGAGGUAGCACAGCGUGGCCUCCAGGUGGUGAAUAAUAUGGUGGACAUCAGGGCAGGUUGGGAAGGGCUCAGGCUGAGAUGGGGGUGUAGUCAAGGCCGAUUUGGGUGCUUUAUAACAUUUUGAGGCCUUAUGAAUGUGCCAGGCACCGGGGCUGUGACCACAUGCAUUCAGGCUUGCGUUGUGCCUAGGGUUGCCACCUUUUCUGGAAAAAAAAUACCGGCCUUCCUAUAUAUUUAUCUUUUUUCCCUAUUAAUAACAUUGGGAUCAACCAUCGUUUUUACUGGCCAGGUGUCAACCCUAGUUGUGCCCUGGGCUUAAAUAUAUGUCCCAGACUUGCACCUUUUUUUUCCUCAUUUUUGUGAGACUGCCGUUCUUCUCUCUGACACAGACUUUUAUGGUCUACAGGUUUUUUUUUUAAUUUUUAUCGUUUUUUCCAACUCUUAAAUGGCAAAAAUGCUGUACAGUGAAGUGCGAUGAGGGGUUCGUCAGGCGCAGGUAAUGCGUAACGGAGCGUUUGUAAAGCCGUAUUGUAAGCACAAAAACCAUACCUCUGUCAGCCACUGCCUCACACGUACCCCCACUCGUCAGUUAUCAGGAUCCAACGGCCCAUAAAAGCCCAGUGCUGCAUUCUUCUACACAUACAUUUAACCUACAGAUGGUUUAGCCUCUCAAUAACACCGACCGUUCCAGCAGAUUCCGAUUGGAUCACGUGAGCAUUCCACUGCAUGCACCGACCCAUCCCCGCUGCUGGCUUAGCAAUAAAGAACACAUUACACUAAAAAAAUGUCAAAUACCCGGGGACUUGAUCUUUUACGGUUUUUUAAGUGCAAUUACCUUUUUUUUUUUUUAACCAAAUGGAAUCCCGGGGAUAUUGAUGCCUAUGUCAACUUGAAUAUAUACGAGAGGAUCAAGAUCUAUUCAGUAUGGAGCUGCUUCCGUCUAUCACGUGAUUGGGCCUCAGUCCCCAAUAUUAUAUUGUAUUAUGCUAAUGUCACCUGUGUAUGUUUCCCCGUUUACCGUUAUUUUGCCUUAUUUCUGUAUAAAAUUCCAGCUCGCUGUUUGAGGAUCUAUGGGGUUUUGUUGUUGUUGUUAUUGUAAUGAAUAAAUGCACACACACA